Messenger RNA from Dimorphilus gyrociliatus, 2576 nucleotides. The record is from the annotation of a GenBank genome assembly. NCBI's taxonomy places the organism in Eukaryota, Metazoa, Annelida, Polychaeta, Dinophilidae.
GCAUUAAUACAUUACUCUUCAAUUAUAAAUUGCCGAAUCUAUCCGAAUUCGUUCAAAGUAGUCAGUUGGCGACUCUGAGAAACGUAAUUGCAAAUUACUAAUACAAGAAUUCUAAAAUUGUUUAAGGUAUGUUCUGAACUAAAACUAUUCCAAUUUCAAUUUGUACUUACUGACUUUUACGUAAUUAUUUGGUAGCACGUGAGCCGGUAAAAAAUUGAAAUUGUUCUGAAAACGCAAAAUAUUCCAAUUUUUUAUUCUAAAAAGUGUUUGCUGGUAUAUGAAAACAGUUAAUUAUAAAUUAUAUAUUUUACAGAUGUCUGACAACCAACAAAAUAUGGAAGACGUUGAAACCUUCGCCUUUCAAGCAGAAAUCGCUCAGUUGAUGAGUCUUAUCAUCAAUACCUUCUAUUCUAACAAAGAAAUAUUUCUAAGAGAGUUAAUCUCUAAUGCUUCUGAUGCUCUGGACAAAAUCCGCUACGAAAGUUUAACUGACCCAUCCAGACUGGACAGUGGAAAAGAAUUGUUCAUCAAGAUCAUUCCCGAUAAAGCAAACAACACCCUCACUAUUCAAGACACUGGUAUUGGUAUGACUAAAGCCGACCUUGUAAACAACUUGGGUACUAUCGCCAAGUCUGGAACAAAAGCUUUCAUGGAAGCUCUCCAAGCCGGAGCUGAUAUCUCUAUGAUUGGGCAAUUUGGUGUUGGUUUCUACUCUGCCUACUUAAUUGCUGAUAGGGUUGAGGUCAUAACCAAGCAUAACGAUGACGAGCAAUAUCUUUGGGAAUCAUCAGCUGGAGGUUCAUUUACCGUCCGCAAUGAUACAAGUGAAAUGUAUGGACGUGGAACAAAAAUUAUUCUUCACAUUAAAGAGGACCAAACUGAAUAUUUAGACGAGAAGAGAAUUAAGGAUGUUGUAAAGAAACAUUCCCAAUUUAUUGGCUAUCCCAUUAAACUUCUUGUUGAAAAAGAAAGAGACAAGGAAAUCAGUGAUGAUGAAGAAGAAGAGGAAGAUAAGGAAAAGAAAGAUGAUGAUAACGAAGAAAAACCUAAAAUUGAAGAAGUUGAAGAAGAUGAUGACGAUGACAACAAAGAUAAAGACAAGAAGAAGAAGAAGAAGAUCAAGGAAAAAUAUACCGAAGAUGAAGAACUUAACAAAACUAAACCUUUGUGGACAAGAAACCCUGAUGAUAUUUCCCAAAGUGAAUAUGGUGAAUUUUACAAAUCUCUGUCCAACGAUUGGGAAGAUCAUCUUGCUGUGAAACACUUUUCCGUUGAAGGUCAAUUGGAAUUUAGAGCUCUUCUCUUUGUUCCCAAAAGAGCUCCAUUCGAUAUGUUUGAAAGCAAGAAGAAGCGCAACAACAUUAAGUUGUACGUUAGAAGAGUCUUUAUCAUGGACAAUUGUGAAGAGUUGAUUCCAGAAUUUUUGGGUUUCAUCAAGGGUGUUGUUGACUCUGAAGAUCUACCAUUAAACAUCUCAAGAGAAAUGCUUCAACAAUCAAAAAUCUUGAAAGUGAUCAGAAAAAAUUUGGUCAAGAAAUGUAUGGAAUUGUUCGAUGAUAUCGCUGAAGACAAAGACAACUACAAGAAGUUCUAUGAACAAUUUGCAAAGAACUUAAAAUUGGGAAUUCAUGAAGAUAGCACCAACAGAAAGAAAUUGGCUGAAUUCCUUCGCUAUCACUCUUCUUCUUCUGGUGAUGAGAUGACCUCUUUCAAAGAUUACGUUUCCAGAAUGAAAGAAAAUCAAAAAGAUAUAUACUAUAUUACUGGUGAAUCUCGUGAAACUGUGGAGAAUUCAGCUUUCGUUGAAAGAGUCAAGAAACGUGGGUUCGAAGUUCUUUACAUGAUUGAUCCAAUUGACGAAUACGCUACCCAACAACUGAAAGAAUACGAUGGUAAGAAGUUGGUUUGCGUUACCAAGGAAGGGCUUGAAUUGCCAGAAGAUGAAGAUGAAAAGAAAAAAUUCGAGGAACAAAAGGCACAGUAUGAAGAGCUCUGCAAAGUCAUGAAAGAUGCCUUAGAUAAGAAGGUUGAAAAAGUUGUAGUCUCUAACCGUCUAGUCUCGUCUCCGUGCUGUAUCGUUACUUCUCAAUACGGUUGGUCUGCAAAUAUGGAGAGAAUCAUGAAAGCUCAAGCUCUUCGUGAUACCAGCACUAUGGGUUACAUGGCUGCAAAGAAACAUAUGGAAAUCAAUCCCGAUCAUAGCAUAAUGAAGACUUUAAAGAGUAGAGUAGAAGCAGACAAGAACGAUAAGUCUGUUAAGGAUCUCGUUUUACUACUUUUCGAAACUUCUCUUCUAUCAUCUGGAUUCUCUCUUGAAGAUCCCGGAACUCACGCCAAUCGUAUCCACCGUAUGGUAAAACUUGGUUUAGGAAUCGAUGAAGAAGAAGAAGUCACCGGAGAAGUUGCUACUGAACAAGAAAUGCCAAAAUUGGAAGAUGAAGAUGAUGAUGCAUCAAAGAUGGAAGAAGUUGAUUAAGCAUAAAGUUUUUCAUACAUUCAUAACUUGUGAAUAGUAGUUAUCUUUCAUGUAUACUGUAAAAAUAUUUUUGAAUACAAGUAUUUUUUAUGUAAACUGA